AAUUAUUUUAAAAUUCUAUUUUGUUUAGAUGCUGCGUGCAGUCGUGUUAGGCUCAGGUUUGGUUACUAUGAUGCCGUCGGUGAAUGCUGCUACUCCAGUUAAGAAUGAGCCAAACGAACCAACGAGGCCUGCGCCAAUGAGGCCCUCAGAACUACCAAUUUAUGAAGCACCUCAUGCUGAAUACGCCGAAUUUGAAGAAGCCAAAAGACAUUCAAAGAAAUCUGGCUACAUAAGGACCGCCCUCCAGGGUCCCGUGCGCGUGGUUCGCGAACACAUACAGACGGUGUGGGCCCACACGGACUCCAUCAACAACGCUGUGCAUGACAACUUUAAUGAAUUCCAAGACAGGACUCAAUGGAUUGUUAGAUAUCUCCGUGAAGAGGAAAAUAAGCAGGUUCGCAGCGGUGCCGUGAUUAUUGGCGGCCUCACGGGAUUCAUCUUUGGACUUCGAGGAGGGAUAAUAAGGAAAGUCCUCUAUGCCGGCCUGGGCACCACAGCCAUGGGUAUGAUUUGCUUCCCCGAGGAAACAAAAGAGUUUACCAAGAACAAUGGAGUACUUGCAAAACAGUAUAUCAACAUUGCAUACAACUUUCUGUAUGGAGUAAAGCCAGGUGACCCACAACUGGAAGUUCAUUUCCCUGAGCUGUCGUUUCCCAAAAACUUUUCGGAGUUUGUGGACUUGAGCGCCUCAGUGGCUUCGUCCGUGAAGCAGGCCGUCAUGCCGCCGCCCACUAAGGAAGCAGCUGAUCCUAAAGCAACAGAAAAAAAUAAUUAGGUGGAAUUUUCAGUCAAGUACCAAUUUAAGCAUGAAAAUGGGUAUUUUGCUUUGUUAUUAAAACUUGUACGUGUUAUUUUUUCA
Cydia amplana is the source of this 859-nucleotide messenger RNA. RefSeq names its product MICOS complex subunit MIC27 (gene Mic26-27). Gene Ontology annotation, biological process: cristae formation. The record is from RefSeq and is a predicted model, not a curated record. The transcript has 5 exons. Bases 29 to 775 code for a protein of 248 amino acids. NCBI's taxonomy places the organism in Eukaryota, Metazoa, Arthropoda, Insecta, Lepidoptera, Tortricidae. Gene Ontology annotation, cellular component: MICOS complex.